CAACUUCUUCCCACUGUCGGAUAUUGCGUCACUGCUCAACGCUCGACCUGACCUCGCUGUCCGGCCGGUGACGUCUGGCUUCUCGUGUGGAUAGCCAAGAUGGACUUUGCUCCAGAGGAAUCUUGAAAUGUCUGUUUUGAUCUUUUGAAACACCUCACUGUGCAGCUCAGCAGGGGAAUGUCAGAUAACCAAGGGAACAAUGGGGAAAUAUUUUUACUGCACAGGUUUGCUGAAAAGCACCUGGGACCAAGUUUGCAUUGCUUUCUGGCAACGUUACCCCAAUCCUUACAGUAACCAUGUCUUGACAGAGGACAUCAUCUUCAGAGAGGUAACCCCGUCCAACUGCCUCAUUUCCAGACGUCUGUUGACCAAAACUAGCCGUUCACCUCGCUGGAUGGAGCGGUACCUCCCAAAGCACAUGUCGAGCUCGGCCUACAUCAUUGAGGACUCAAUUGUGGACCCUCAGAAACAGACCAUGACCACUCUAACAUGGAACAUCACCCACGCCCGCCUCAUGUCGGUGGAGGAGCGCUGUCAGUACCAAAUCAACCCAGAGAACGGCUCCUGGACGGAGAUCAAAAGGGAAGCCUGGAUCUCUUCCGGUGUCUAUGGGCUUUCUAGAGCUAUUCAGGAAUUCGGUUUGGCAAGGUUCAAGAACAGCGUCACAAAGACCAUGAAAGGCUUUGAGUAUGUGCUCGCUAGAAUGCAAGGUGAAACUCCAUCUAGAACAUUAGCAGAGACUGCAACGGAGCGAGCAAGGGAGACAGCGCUGGCAGCUAAAGAGAAAGCAAAGGACCUCGCUUCACAUGCGCAGAAGAAACAAUACGUGUGAUGCAGCAGCUGCAGCCUCUUACCCUGGGACACAUUUACAUGUAACCACUCUGAUUGUUCACUCAGUUGUUGGGUGAUUUGCAACAGAUCCCAGUCUUGGUUUGAAAACGUCUCUGUGAGGACACAGCGGUGGGUGGACCAUAAUAAAAAAAGGCCUGAGCUGGGUUCAAGAGCCUGUUCUGGCCUCCCUGA
Molecule: messenger RNA, 1023 nt
Organism: Cyprinodon tularosa
Lineage: Eukaryota; Metazoa; Chordata; Actinopteri; Cyprinodontiformes; Cyprinodontidae
Gene: prelid1a
Product: PRELI domain containing 1a
Exons: 6
Coding region: 200-832 (210 amino acids)
Biological process (GO): phospholipid transport
Cellular component (GO): mitochondrial intermembrane space
Molecular function (GO): phosphatidic acid transfer activity
Source: RefSeq, a predicted model, not a curated record